UCCGUUAGCCGCAGAUGCUAACGAGCAGCUAACCGAGAGCGGCUCUGUUGGCUGCGUUGACAAGCGUCAGUAUCACGUCUAAAAAAAGGAUUUUCGUUGUAAUUCAUCCACUUGAAAUUCCACAUAUUCAACCAGGACGCUGUUCUACGACACUACAGUCAGGAGGGAAGACGCUUUAAACUCUCACCUCACGGCUGCAUCAGUCAGUCUGCCUCCCUCCCUGUGGAAUAAAUCCUGGCUCUCAGCUGAAGAUGGAUGUUUACUUACCGGUAUAACUACAGCCUUUGAAUCAGUGAGAUCUGCUGCCAGAUGACCAGGAGACCUCACCAUGAAGCCUGUCAGCUAUCAAAGCAUGCCGUCAUCUGUGAACGGUGGGCAUUCAAAUGUGGCACUGGAUCGUGUGUUAAGCACUUCAAACGUGAUGUAUUGUGAAAAAUGUGGAUUUGCAUCCACAGAUGGCGCAUUGUUCAAGAAGCAUAUGUUGGAGCAUAUGCAGACAAAGUUUUACUGCUUUUAUUGCAACAACGUCUCCUUCAGUGAGGCUGAAUUAGCCGUGCACCUGAAGCAGCACACUUCAAAGUAUCCAUUCACGUGUCCUCACUGUGGACAGGGCUACAUGAGGAGGCUCUGCCUUGUGAAGCACAUUGACCGUUUGCAUAGUAAAAGCAUUAAUCAAGGACCUGCUAAGCCUGGCAUGACAAAAACUCCACAGAUUCCUGUCUCCAGUGCCUUAAGAAGCGUGCCCACUGCUGAUCCAUCUUCUGUUCGACCAGUUGUUCGAGUGACAGUACCCACCCCGUCUGCACCUGCUGCCAGAUUUGGAAAAGAUGAACAGAGAGGGAAAACACUGGACACAAAUGUAUCAACUGCCACUAAUGGUAAUGCAGAACUUUUGUCCCCUUUGAAUGGACUCAUUCAGCACAACAGAGCACUAACAGUUUCUCUUCCUGAGGAGGUAACUAUCCCUGCCGGCUGCUUGGUUGAACUUGUGGAGGUGAAAACUGUCAAUGGGACAAAGGAGCUAAAGCUGAGGCUCAUCUCUCAACAGGAAAACGAGUCUGUAAUAAAGGACACAAGGACCGUGGCCUCUCAAAACACUGCACUGGGAAAGCCUUUGUCUCCCACAUUUAGUCAUCCAAACAUGGUGUGGUCUACGAGUAUGGGCAUGUGCACAGUUAACAGGAAACAGAAUGAAACAAGGACAGUCAAUGUGGAGCGUCCUGCUGUUAUCCCUGUCAGUACUCCCAGCAACCUUGUGAACCCAAUGAGCAAAGAAAAGAGCGGAUUGAAAAGAGCAUCUCCAGAAAUAAUCAACCUGGAGUGCAACCCAGGCAUCCCAAACAAGCUCCCCAAAAGCAUCCUCAGUCCUGUCAGAGAAGGUAACAGUGUCAUCAGCGUCACACAAACGGCACCUGUUAGCCACAAUGCAGCUCCUAAUGCUCUGCCCUCUAAGGUUGCUAACAGGUUGAGUACAGCACUGCAUCCAGACAGCAGGGUGACAAGCAUCUCCCAGAGAGUGGUGGAUGAGAGAAAGAAUGUGAUUGUAGAUCAUUCAAAGAGUAUCCCACCCAGGAGGGUGUGUGACACAAAAACCCUUCCUCAAAAUGUGCCGUUGGCUGUGAAGCUGGAACCUCGGGCGAUGCACCUCAAGAGCAACACUGUUUCAAAACCAAUGAAAGAGACGGUGUCCUUGAACCAGCAAAGUUUGAAAUCGACUUCUCCCUGUUUAAGUGUUCCAGCUGUCCAAGUGAGACCUCAAGCAAUUUCUGUUGGCAAGAACAAUGUUGCAAAUCAGUCCCCGAUCAAAACAUCUGUCCUCUUUAAUCGCACAAGUUCAAAGACCUCAACUUGGACUCAGGAAGUGAGACCAAAGGAGAUGGCAAGAGAAGGACAUGUGUCGGAACAUGAGAGUUUCCCUGUCAUCUCCUCUGUGUUUUCAUUAAGUCAGCAGCCAGAGGAAGCCCAGGGUUCCAUUCAGCCUUUGGUAAUGGCUCUGCGCGGCAUAGUGAUGGAUAAAAGGAGCAGUUCUGGCAGUAAAACUCAAGAUCACGUUAAGAUAACAAACAGCACCGAGCAAGUGAGCGCUGCUUCAACAUUAUGGCGUUCACAUCAGGUCGCCCCAAAAAGUGGAUCGUUUAUUCGUGACCUGUUAUUGACAAAGCAGAAGAGUGAGUCUGUAAAAGUAGAAGAGCAUGAUAAAGGUGUUCAGCAACCUAUUGCACUGACCAACAACCAUGUCCAUGUCAAAGAAGAAAAGAAUAGCACUGUACAGACAGACAGUGUUCAAAGCAGUCACAUUAAUGCUUCCAAAUCUUCAACAGAUGAGAAAUCUACAGUUGUCUCACAUGUAGAGGAAUCAGAGGCUGCCAAAAGUGAGCCUGACAUCCCCUCAAAGUUUCUGACUGUCUCUCUGAAAAGGGUCCAAGUAGGCGUGUGGAAAAAAGCAAGAAGGGACUGAAACUUAGAAUAUCCAAAUAUAAGACUGAGGUCCCUGUGGCCAGUCUGACUGACUGUACGGUGAUUUACCCGAUGCCGCUGAAGGUGGACCAACUGGUGAAACGUCCGGGUCCGUACCAGCCGGU
This is a messenger RNA of Acanthochromis polyacanthus (spiny chromis), 2582 nucleotides long. Its product is annotated as zinc finger protein 518B. The transcript is spliced from 2 exons. Gene Ontology annotation, biological process: regulation of DNA-templated transcription. The coding region runs from base 329 to 2458 and encodes 709 amino acids. Lineage: Eukaryota; Metazoa; Chordata; Actinopteri; Pomacentridae. Gene Ontology annotation, molecular function: DNA-binding transcription factor activity, RNA polymerase II-specific; RNA polymerase II cis-regulatory region sequence-specific DNA binding. The record is from RefSeq and is a predicted model, not a curated record.